UUUAAGGCAAGACAGAGUGACAGACAAUUCUUAUGAUCGUGUACUUUGUAUAUAAGUUCACCAUUCAUGAAUCUCAUCAAAUUAGGAUUGUAAGUCACCUAUAUGUACGUAGAGCCAUAGAGGGAUGAUCUGAGUGAGUUGUACACACAAUUAUCUAUGGAGAAGGGGCAGGAGAUAGCAGCAUCCCCCGGCCGUGCGAAAGUUUCUGAGCAGCACGCCAUUGAUGUAGCCAUCGUGGAGCACGGCAGCGGCGACGGCAAGAGCAUCGAUGCCGCCGGUGCUAAUGCCGAGAAGGAGAGGCUGGCCGUGGUCGAGGAGCCCCAGAAGAAGAAGAGCACCAGGGUGGCAGCUCUUGAUGCCUUUAGAGGGCUUACCAUUGUGGUGAUGAUACUUGUGGACGAUGCCGGCUCGUCUUACGAGCGGAUGGACCACUCGCCGUGGAACGGUUGUACCUUGGCAGACUUUGUCAUGCCUUUCUUCCUCUUCAUCGUCGGUGUCGCAAUCGCCUUCGCCAUGAAGAGAGUUCCAAACAUGGGUGCUGCUGUUAAGAAGGUCAGCGUCAGAACACUGAAAAUGAUCUUCUGGGGCCUGCUACUGCAAGGCGGAUACUCGCACGCUCCAGAUGACCUUGCCUACGGAGUGGACAUGAAGAUGAUAAGAUGGUGUGGCAUCCUCCAGAGAAUAGCUUUGGUGUACUUUGCGGUUGCUCUCAUAGAGGUAUUCACCACAAAAGUGCGGCCUACCACAGUCCGGUCUGGUCCUUACGCCAUUUUCGAUGCAUACCGGUGGCAAUGGUUAGGCGCUUUCAUCGUGCUCGUCAUAUACAUGAUCACAACAUUCUCGCUGUAUGUUCCAGACUGGAGCUUUGUUUACCACAAUGAUGGUGAUAUCAAUGACGGGAAGCGAUUUACGGUACAAUGUGGUGUGAGGGGCCACCUGGACCCGGCUUGCAACGCAGUGGGCUUUAUUGAUAGGCAGGUCUGGGGGAUUAACCAUCUCUAUUCGCAACCCGUCUGGAUCCGAACAAAGGAUUGUACAUUUAGCUCACCAGAAACAGGUAAACUCCGAGAUGAUGCUCCUGCAUGGUGUCUUGGACCAUUCGAACCAGAAGGAUUGUUAAGUUCCAUAUCGUCGAUUAUAUCAGGGACAAUUGGAAUCCACUAUGGCCAUGUUCUAAUCCAUUUCAAGACCCAUAAGGAAAGACUGACACACUGGCUUUCGAUGGGCUUUGCACUCCUCUUGCUCGGCAUUCUCCUCCACUUCACAAAUGCUAUUCCAAUAAACAAGCAACUCUACAGCUUCAGUUACAUUUGCUUCACUGGCGGCGCUGCUGGCAUCGUUCUUUCAGCUUUUUACGCACUGAUUGAUGUUUGGGGCCUGAGAGUACCAUUCUUGUUCCUCGAAUGGAUUGGCAUGAACGCCAUGCUUGUGUUCGUCCUUGCCGCACAGGGAAUAUUUGCUGCAUUUAUGAAUGGAUGGUACUAUGAGUCACAAGAUAAAACUCUUGUUAACUGGAUCCAACAGCAUGUGUUUGUUAAUGUCUGGCAUUCAGAAAAUCUGGGGAAUCUGCUGUAUGUCAUAUUUGGAGAGAUCCUGUUCUGGGGUGUUGUGUCUGGCAUCUUGCACAAAUUGGGGAUUUACUGGAAACUAUGAGACUUCAGUGUGUACAAUGGACAAGCAACAUCUGUUAUUUAUUUUUUUCAGCAGUAAAUUUGGUUGUUCAUUUCCAUGUAACAUUAAUUUGCAUGAUUGUUGUAAAAAAACACUGUGAUAUACGUCUCCUUGCCAUUCUCAAAGUUCUGAACUGCAAA
Brachypodium distachyon (stiff brome) is the source of this 1811-nucleotide messenger RNA. Its product is annotated as heparan-alpha-glucosaminide N-acetyltransferase. Bases 157 to 1653 code for a protein of 498 amino acids. The record is from RefSeq and is a predicted model, not a curated record. The transcript has 13 exons. Lineage: Eukaryota; Viridiplantae; Streptophyta; Magnoliopsida; Poales; Poaceae.